This is a messenger RNA of Trichoderma atroviride IMI 206040, 1520 nucleotides long. RefSeq lists its product as uncharacterized. Lineage: Eukaryota; Fungi; Ascomycota; Sordariomycetes; Hypocreales; Hypocreaceae. The record is from RefSeq and is a predicted model, not a curated record.
AUGGCUUCCACCGAACAACUUUUCAUCGCCACGCUGAGGAGCGACCACAUCAGAGACAUGCUCUUUACACAUCUGUCCAUCUCAGACAUCUGCGCUGUCCGCAAGGCCUCAUCUGCUUGCUGCAACUUGGUCACCAAGCGCCUCUUCACUCGCAUCCAUGUCACCUUCACGCCCAACACUUUCACGCGGCCCUCGCGCAUUGCUGCACUGAGUCGAAUUGGCCAUCACAUUGAGCACUUGACCUUUUGCUUUGCUCACUCGGAUGCAACAUUUCUCCCACCACUGAUCCAUCCGAAGACGGGAGAGGAGAUUACCUUUUUGUAUAAGCCGCUCACCACCAUGGAGUCGGCACUUACACGACGGCCCAAGUACGCCAACACUGAGCUAGGAGAGAUACUGACCCAGCAAUAUCCUCCUCUGUUCCAUGCCGCCACCAAUGUCCCCAGCUUCCUAUAUGCCAUGGGGUAUAUCCCCAACAUGAGGCAUCUGACCAUUCGUUGCCCCGGCCAAGACCCCCGAGAGAGGUACAGAAGAGACAUUGUCGACUAUGCCCUCAUCAGCCUACGCAUAGCUAUUGAACGCACGCCGAUGCUGAAGCUUAAUAAGCUGUCUCUCUCAUCACUCCAUCCCGCUGCCUUCAACUGCCUCAAAUUCAUCAAUGGCAUAGGCAGCCUCCCCUCGGCCAAUCGUAGAUGGCAGCAAAUCAAAAAGUUACACAUCACCGUCGAGUCAUGGGACUUUUACGGCCCUUGCCCCGGCCUUGACCAUCUCAAAGUCCUCGACGACUACAUCCGCUGCUUCUCCCAACGACUAGACAAAUUCACUUUUGCCUGGAUCGGUGCCAAAGGACCGUGUCCCAUUGCCUUGUCCGCUGACCCCCUGUUCGCGCCGCCUCGCAGUUCUAAGAAGCUCUUCCACGAGAUCACGUCCCAAAUGUCUCCUCUACCCGCGCGACCGCUCCGGUCUCCCAUGCAUUUCCCCAAGCUGCGCUAUCUGCAGAUUCUUAAUGCCGCCAUGAACUCUCCCCAGCUGAAGAGCUUGAUUGCUUCCCACCAAAAGACGGUUAAGCAGUUUGGCUUUGAGAACGUCGUCCUCACCAAUAACGGUAGCUGGGACGAAGCAUUGGCAUCCGUGACGAAGGGUGAUGAUGACUGGUCUAGAAGCAGCGCUGCAGCACCUUUGGAGUACUUGUCUUCUCCUGUAGCUAGCAUAAGCGAAGAGGGACUGCCCAGUCCAAGUGCAGCAGCUGCGGCUGCUAGCAGAGAGCUGUUGGGUUUGAACUUGGGCCUUGGUGGUCUUACUUUGGAUGAUAAUGCGAGGAAUGCAGUAUCAGGACUUGAAAACGACUUUGAAGGGCCAAGAGAGUCAGAUACUAGUGUUUCUACAAAUGCCACGAGAAAACGUGUUCGUCGACACCACAGAAAGCAUUCCAAGGAAGAGAAAAAAGAGCAUGCCCCUGAAUAUCCGUCUCCGCUUUCACCUCCCUUAUCCUCUCACAGUCACAAAUCCUCUUCCCCCGU